AUGUCCGCUAAUCCAACUAACACUUCCGAUGUUAGAGGUGACAGAGUUGUCACUAACUCUACAGGUUACCCAUACAAUGACCCAUUUGCUACUCAAAGAGUUGGUCAACACGGCCCAUUGUUGAUGCAAGAUGCUAACUUGAUCGACUCCUUGGCCCACUUCAACAGAGAGAGAAUCCCAGAAAGAAACCCUCACGCCCACGGUUCUGGUGCCUUUGGUUACUUUGAAGUCACUGAUGAUAUUACUGACAUCUGUGGUUCUGCCAUGUUCUCCGAAAUUGGUAAGAGAACCAGAUUCUUGACCAGAUUCUCCACUGUCGGUGGUGAAAAGGGUUCUGCAGACACCGCCAGAGACCCAAGAGGUUUUGCUACCAAGUUCUACACUGAAGAAGGUAACUUGGACUGGGUUUACAACAACACUCCAAUUUUCUUCAUCAGAGACCCAUCUAAGUUCCCACAUUUCAUCCACACCCAAAAGAGAAACCCACAAACUAACUUGAAGGACCCAAACAUGUUCUGGGAUUACUUGACCACUCCAGAAAACCAAGUUGCUGUCCACCAAUUGAUGAUCCUGUUCUCCGACAGAGGUACCCCAGCUUCUUACAGACACAUGAACGGUUACUCCGGUCACACUUACAAGUGGUCCAACAAGAAGGGUGAAUGGCACUAUGUCCAAGUUCACAUCUUGACUGACCAAGGUAUCAAAAACUUGACCAAUGAUGAAGCUGUUGAAAUCGCUGGUAAGAACCCAGACUACUGUCAACAAGACUUGUACGAAAACAUCGCCAAGGGUAACUACCCAUCCUGGACUGUUUACAUCCAAACUAUGACCGAAGAACAAGCCAAGAAGUUGCCAUUCUCUGUCUUCGACUUGACCAAGGUCUGGCCACACAAGGACUUCCCAUUGCGUAGAGUCGGUAAGAUGGUCAUGAACGAAAACCCAUUGAAUUACUUUGCUUCCAUCGAACAAGCUGCUUUCUCCCCAGCCAACACUGUUCCAUACCAAGAACCAUCUGCUGACCCAGUUCUACAAUCUCGUUUGUUUGCUUACGCUGAUGCUCACCGUUACAGAUUGGGUGCUAACUUCCACCAAAUCCCUGUCAACUGCCCAUACGCCUCCAAGUUCUUCAACCCAGUUAUUAGAGACGGUCCAAUGAACGUUGAUGGUAACUUCGGUAACGAACCAAACUACUACGCUUCCAACAAGCAAUACCAAAUUCCAAACCAAGACAGACCAAUCCAACAACACCAAGAAGUCUGGAACGGUCCAGCUCAACCAUUCCACUGGGCUACUUCUCCAGGCGACAUCGACUUCGUCCAAGCCAGAGACUUGUACAAGGUCUUGGGUAAGCAAAAGGACCAACAAGAGCACUUGGCUUACAACAUCGGUACUCACGUUGCUGGUGCUGACCCAGAGAUCCAACAACGUGUUAUCGACAUGUUCUCUCGUGUUGAUGAAGGUCUAGGUGCUAACAUCAGAAAGGAGAUCGAAAAGAACGCCAGCGCCCCAACUGCUAAGAUCUAA
Nakaseomyces glabratus is the source of this 1524-nucleotide messenger RNA. It is a transcript of the gene CTA1, whose product is annotated as catalase A. Gene Ontology annotation, cellular component: mitochondrion; peroxisome; cytoplasm. Gene Ontology annotation, biological process: hydrogen peroxide catabolic process; response to hydrogen peroxide. The record is from RefSeq and is a predicted model, not a curated record. Lineage: Eukaryota; Fungi; Ascomycota; Saccharomycetes; Saccharomycetales; Saccharomycetaceae. Gene Ontology annotation, molecular function: catalase activity; heme binding.